UACAGUCUUGUUUUACCGGAAAGUGACUAUAAGGAAGUACAUUGUUUUGACUAUCACGAUCAUCUAGAGUUGAAAUGGCGCAGAAAGACACUUAUCUGGUUAAGGACAAACUGUGCUGCUCCGUUUGUCUGGAUCUAUUAAAGGAUCCAGUCACUAUUCCCUGUGGACACAGUUACUGUUUGAGCUGUAUCAGAACCUACUGGGACGCAGAGGGUCACAAAGGAAACAGCUGUCCUCAGUGCAGACAGGCGUUUACACGGAGACCUGCUCUGGUGAAAAACACCCUGUUGGCAGAUUUAGUGGAGGAUCUGAAGAGGACUGGACUCCAGGCUGCUCCAGCUGCUCUCUGCUAUGCCACACAUCAAGACGUGGCCUGUGAUUCCUGCACUGGUAGGAAGCUGAAAGCCACCAAGUCCUGUCUCCAGUGUCUGGUGUCGUACUGUGACCAACACCUCCAGCCUCACUAUGAGUCUCCAGCCUUUGAGAAGCACCAGCUGGUCGACCCGUGUGAGAAGCUUCAGGAGAACAUCUGUACACGUCACCACGAGGUGAUGAAGGUUUUCUGCCGCACUGAUCAGCAGUGUAUCUGUUACCUCUGCUCCAUGGAUGAACAUAAAGGCCACGACACCGUCUCAGCUGCAGCUGAAGUAGCUGAGAAGCAGCGAGUGGUUCGUGCCGCUCGACAGAAGAUCCAUCAGAUAAUCCAGGACAUGGAGGAUGCCGUCAGGAAACUGCAGCAGAAAGUGGAGUCUAUCAACUGUUCUGCUGAUAAUGCAGUGAAGGACAGUGAGAAGAUCUUCACAGAUGUAAAGCAGCAGAUCAGGACUCGUCAGAAAUCUGAACUGGAUCGUGUCAGUGAGGUCCAGGAGAAGCUGGAGCAGGAGAUUGCUGAGCUGAGGAGAAACGACACCGAACUGGAGCAGCUCUCUCACACAAAGGAUCACAUUCAGUUGCUAAACUGCUCCACGGUGCUGUCACACAUUGGUGAUGCCAUGAUUUCAUGCAGCGAUGACAUGCUUCAUUUGAGGUACACUGAACCUGAAGAUGUGACAGCCGCCGUGUCCUCGGCCAGAAACAAGCUGCAGGACGUUCUCAGCAAGGAAACGGCCAAACCGUCACAAAGAGGGACUGAGUCUGUGCAAAAGACCAAAGAUGAGCUUUUACAAUAUUUAUGUGAAAUCACACUGGAUCACAAUACAGCACAUGUAUGUAUUUGUGUUGAUAGUAAGACAAAAGCACGCUAUUAUCAUCUUAACUGUGUUGGUCGUGUUCAUCCAGACAGAUUUACUGACUGGUAUCAGGUUUUGUGUAGAGAAAACCUGACUGGACGUUGUUACUGGGAGGUACAGUGGACAGGGCCAGAGGUUUUCAUAGCAGUUGCAUACAAGAGUAUGAGCAGAGCAGGAAGAGAAAGUGCCUUUGGGAACAAUGAUAAGUCUUGGGCAUUACAAUGUUUCCAUGAAGGUUAUGAAUUCAGGCACAACAGCAUUAGACAUCCAGUCAAAGGCCCUCAUUCCUCCACAAUAGGAGUGUUCCUGGAUCACAAGGCAGGUUAUCUGGCUUUUUACAGUGUGUCUGAAAUCAGAACUCUUCUCUAUGAACUCAAGACCCUAUUCACUCAGCCACUCUGUCCUGGAUUUGGAAUGUUUGACGACUAUGUUCACAUUAGUACAAUUUUAAACUCAAUAGACUGAAACAUAUAAAAUGUUAAAUAAUGAUUGUUGAACGCUUGUGAAAUAGCUGUGGUACACGAGUACAACUAGUUCCAGUUCACGUAAUCCUUUGUUCAUUACUGACAAACACUGGUCUAUUGUAAUAUGCUGAUUAUUGGAUCAACUUGGUUUUUAACUCCUCAGUUUGUGUUGUUGCCGUAACAUGUUUAAUUGUAUCUGUUGUGUAUUUGUGUAUUUUGUAUAUUCAACACAAACUAACUUAAAUUUUA
This is a messenger RNA of Betta splendens (Siamese fighting fish), 1942 nucleotides long. RefSeq names its product tripartite motif-containing protein 16-like. Gene Ontology annotation, molecular function: zinc ion binding; protein binding. The coding region runs from base 75 to 1694 and encodes 539 amino acids. Lineage: Eukaryota; Metazoa; Chordata; Actinopteri; Anabantiformes; Osphronemidae. The transcript has a single exon. The record is from RefSeq and is a predicted model, not a curated record.